Esox lucius (northern pike) is the source of this 1793-nucleotide messenger RNA. RefSeq names its product zinc finger DHHC-type palmitoyltransferase 12a (gene zdhhc12a). Gene Ontology annotation, molecular function: protein-cysteine S-palmitoyltransferase activity. The record is from RefSeq and is a predicted model, not a curated record. Gene Ontology annotation, biological process: peptidyl-L-cysteine S-palmitoylation; protein targeting to membrane. The transcript is spliced from 5 exons. The coding region runs from base 97 to 900 and encodes 267 amino acids. Lineage: Eukaryota; Metazoa; Chordata; Actinopteri; Esociformes; Esocidae. Gene Ontology annotation, cellular component: Golgi apparatus; endoplasmic reticulum.
CACUUACGGCACUCCGUUCCACAACAGGAAGUUGGAAUUCAAUAUUGAUAGCUAAAAGAUGGGUAACUUUCCUAGCUAAGUUUCAGUCAUGCAACGAUGUUUAAAAACGUGUUUCGAUCUGGUUUUCUAAUUAGGACCGUACAUGUCAUUCUAACAUGGGUUAUUACACUGAUACUGUUCUUACAUGACACCGAUCUCCGGAGACAAGAGGAGAAUGGAGAGUUGAUGAAGCCUGUAGCAUUUUCCUUGCUGGUCCUGCUUUCAGUGAUGCUGUAUUUCACGGUCUCUCUGAUGGACCCAGGGUUUGUUCUGUCGGACAGUACCAAGUGUGCACAGGGCUCAAGUGAGGAAUUGGAGGAGAUGAUACCUCAAAAUCCCAGUCCUCGUCUGCGCCGGUGUGGUUACUGUCUGUUACAGCAGCCCAUGAGAGCCAAGCACUGCCAGACCUGUAAACAUUGUGUUCGGCGGUUUGACCAUCACUGUCCGUGGAUAGAUAAUUGUGUGGGCGAGAGAAACCACCGCUGGUUCAUCAUCUAUCUGACUGUGCAACUACUUGCUCUUCUCUGGGCCAUGCAGAUUUCCUGGUCAGGCUUCCAUACAGCCAUCACUUGGAAACUGUGGCUGAGUGUGAACGGCUUUCUGCUGGCAACGCUGUGUGUUGUUGGUGUGUUUUCCUUGGUGGCGGUCCUACUCCUGGGCUGCCACCUCUAUCUGAUCUCUAUAAAUUCCACCACCUGGGAAUUCAUGUCCCGCCACCGGAUCUCCUACUUGAAGAGCUACGGAGAUGAGGAGAACCCCUUUGAUCGUGGAAUCCUCUGUAAUCUGUGGGACUUCUUCUGCAUGUGCCGAACUGUGAUGUGGGAGCAGGUAUACUACAGAGGGAGACAUAAUCACGUCUGACCUCACUUCACUGACACCAUGCCCAAACCAGGCAUGUCGGAUUAAGGGUUGUGCUGUUCUGACAUUCCUUUCAUUCUUUUAUCUCUAAUCAUAUAAAUUUUUUACCAAGCGGAGGUAGAAUGUACUGUUUAAAUCGCUGUAUGUUUUGUUAUUUCUGUAGUCUAUGGUUCUGUAGAUAUAAUCUUUAUAGAUUGUUUUGUUUAACUGAUUUACAGUUUAGCUAGGAUUCAUUACAAUUGGCAACAGAUAUUAAUGUACCUGUGCUUUAGUAUAUCGCUUACAAAUGCAGUGUGGGUAGGCUACAUGGAUAAAGUAUUAUGGAUAAGAUCAAUAUUGUUUUUAGUAAUUUAACUGCAGCCCCACAUCAUGUGACCAAAAUCACCCCCUUAAUAACUGUAGGAAACGAGCAUCAAGGUCAUACCCCACUGCACAAUUACAACUUUGGGAAGUUUAACAUAACUAAUUUCAUAUUUGGCCUAAUAAACUGCAGGCAUUUUUUAGUUGAUGUGGAACAUAACCAACUGUCUUAAAGUUCACUUCAACAUGUAUUUUCCACUGAAACUCCAUACUUUUAAAUACACAAUAAGAUCCCACCAACUUAUUUUACAAACACAUCCUGUUUUGGUUACACCAGCCACAAUUGUUGGGGAUUAAUGUGUAUAAACAAAUCACAACAGGUGGUCUGUCGACAUUUGGAUGGACAACUAGCUAUAGAUGUUGUUGUCAUGUUGAAAAAAAUAUACUGUGAUAAAUGAUUGAAUGAUGUUGAACAAACCUUUUAUGCAGUAACUUUAAUACUUGUUUUUUAUAAUACACUAAAUUAAUUUCUACUUUUAUUAUUUAAUAAAAGGUUUCACUGUUCAUAUUGACAUAGAUGCCACACAAAACAGUAA